Molecule: messenger RNA, 3238 nt
Organism: Carassius carassius (crucian carp)
Lineage: Eukaryota; Metazoa; Chordata; Actinopteri; Cypriniformes; Cyprinidae
Gene: clmnb
Product: calmin b
Exons: 10
Coding region: 357-2384 (675 amino acids)
Biological process (GO): nuclear migration
Cellular component (GO): nuclear outer membrane; meiotic nuclear membrane microtubule tethering complex; cytoplasm
Molecular function (GO): actin filament binding
Source: RefSeq, a predicted model, not a curated record
UGAGGACUGAGAUUUGCUUUUGCAAAAAAAGAAACUUGAACAGUCAUAGUUACGUUAUGAACAAACCAACAUUCAAGUAUCCACUUGUUUUAUUUGUUAAAAGUGAAUGGAUGAAAUGUCAACAGAUAAAAGCUAAACUAUGUCAUACGAAUGAAUACUAAAUAUUAGCUCUAGGCAGUGAAGGGUUUGGAGGAGCUGUCUCUGGUUCAUGCAGGUGUAUGGAGGAGGCAGGCGUGUGCUGACAGGAGCUGACACUCAAAAACACUCCCCAAACGCAUGACUUCCUCAAAUCUUCCUCUUUAGCUAUGCAUGGAGUGUAUUAGUGACUUUUAGACAUUUUCCCGGUCCUGUUCAGGAUGUCCUCAACACCGAGAAUGAGAGAUGAACAUGUUGGUAAAGACAAGAAGUGCGCACAAAAAACCCAAGAUGAGAAGCAGGCAGUCCAAGAGAGAACUUUUACCAAGUGGAUAAACGUGCAUUUGAAGAGAUGUGACCUACAGGUUUAUAACUUAUUCACUGAUAUUCAGGAUGGAAAGAUUCUCAUGGCUCUACUAGAGGAACUGUCAGGCUGUAAUAUGCUUGAUAAAUUCAGGCCAUUUCCACAUCGCAUCUUCAGACUAAACAAUAUUUCUAAGGUCUUGAAUUUCCUCGAGGACAGAAAUGUUAGCCUUAUACAAAUUGAUGCUAAUGAUAUUGCAGAUGGCAAUCCUUCAGUUGUUCUCAGGCUAAUCUGGAACAUCAUUGUGUACUAUCAGAUUAAACAGGUCACAGGAAGCCUGGAGAAGUUCCCAUCCACCUUCAGUCUGCUGUCAUUACCUUGUGGCAGCGAUUCUUCAGGUUGUAGUUCUCCAGCAUCACCUGGAGAUGACAGUUUUGAAACUCUACCCUCAAAAGGCAAAAGGUCAUCUCAAAGUCUCAAAUACCGCAGUACAGCCAUAAAGACUCUGCUUAGCUGGGCACAGAACUGUACUGCAAAAUAUGGGGUAGAAAUUAGCGAUUUUGGUAAAAGCUGGAAGAGUGGAUUGGCAUUUCUGGCUCUGGUUAAAUUCUUCUGUCCUCAAUUUGUGGACAUGAGGAAAGCUUUGUCUUCUGAGCCCCGACUAAAUAUGGAGACAGCCUUCACAUCAGCGAAUGAGUGGCUGGGGAUUCCUCCACUGCUGGAUCCAGAUGAUCUUGCAGUGCAUUCACCAGAUGAGCAGUCUGUCAUCACUUAUGUAGCCCAGUUUCUUCAAUGUUGUCCAGGCCAUGAUGAGGACAGUGCAUCAACAGAUUCCUCUCUAGGCACACCAAAUUUCAUUGAAAGAUCGGAAAGACAUUGGACUGAUUCAGUUAGCUGCAUGUUACCAUCUAAUAUCUCUACUGAAGCUUUGAGAGGACUUCAUAACUCUUCUGAGACCAGCCAAGAGGAACAAACCUACCAUACUGGAGAUCAAGAGUUCAGCUCAGAGUCACUGCCUGCCUGUCCUUCAGACAGCCCUGUGGGUUUAGCUGCUCUGUCUGAACAUUUCCUCACCACGAAGAGCUCCAGCUGGUCAAAUGGACAAUCCCUGUCAGACUCCACUGGGGGGCAGUAUUGUGACUAUUUAGCAUGGGAGAAAGGCUAUUUGGGAAACCUGGAUAAUGACGGGAACUGUUCAGAGAUUUCAAAAGAGGGUGUUUAUGCUAUGCCAAUGCUGGAUUCAGAUGAAGAGGAUGCAUAUAGCUAUAUAUUAGAGCUGGACCAUAAAGAAGCUGGACUAGAGACAGAUGUCGACCUUGAAUUAAAUACAAUUAUGGACACACAGGGAAUAGAGUUUGCCAGUACAUUUGAAUCUCAAGGAAGUGAAAUAAACUCAUUGUGUCAUUUUUGUGAGACGCAGAGGCAGUUAAAGCCUACAGACGUAUUAACUGGGUCGGCUGACGACAAAAGUGAAAACAUCCCUGAUUUAGAAAAAUCUUCACCCUCUUCUGACACUUUGCUGAUAAAUCAGUUUGCUAAAAAUAUUCAAAUAUCAUCAACCAAUGAACAUUUGGACUUGGAAAAUUCAUUUAAAAUGAAGGAGAGUAUUUACUCAGAUGCAUUUAAUCUCACUCACGGUGUUGGUGUUGGUGAUGCAUUUGUGCCACCAGUGAAAAAUGGUCUAGAUAAGGAUAAAAUCAGAGAGGACCUUUUCCCCGGGGGAGUGAAGGAUGUUCAAUCAGAUAAUGACCAAUAUGAGCAAAACAGAGUUUUGGAUCGAAGAGUUUUGGAUAGAAUUAAAGGAGAACCUGCAGUUUCACAGAGGAAGGGGGGUCUUGACCUAACUAGUUAUGAGGUUCAUGCGCUUCUGUUCCUCUGGAUGAUCGCCUACUGCAUCCUUAUGUAUCCUCACCUGGAUAUUCUCAGUCUAUUCAACCCAAAAUAGCAGUACAUUCCAAAUAUAUUUGCAAGGUUUUACAGAGUACUGCACUCUGGGUCCACACACACAAACUCUCACUUUAUCUCCUUCUCAGACCUUUGGGUAUGCUAACUCGUUUCUGGGUUUUAGAACUCAUUUCUGCAGCACUCAAAAAAUAUUCCCUUUUUUGUUGCUGUACCUGUAAGAUAUCUAUGUAGCCUACAUUACUGUCCUUGCACGUGACAUGAGAAACAAGGUUCAGUGUGCUGUAGUUGCCUCAUCCUUCAAUAACAGCCUGCAAAUCUUGCCUUACUUUGUAAAUGUUUCACAAAAAAAAAAAAAAAAACAACAAUAACAAAAAAUAAUCUGUAGUAAAAUACGCAAACACAGAGUCUGUUCCAAAAAUCCAUGAGCUACCCAACCGCCUUCUAAGAUAGUAAUAUCCUAAAAUAUGGAAUCUUAUAACUGACAGAUUUAACACUAUAUGAGCAGCAACUAUGCACAACACAAAGUGAUUUCAACAGAGUUGCACCUUUCUUCUAAUAUUCAUAAUAAUGCAUAGAACACACGUAAAUUAAGUUAAACAUGUUUUGAUUUUAUUAUUAUUUAAAUUGGCUUUCAUCAAUGGUUUCUGGUACUGAAUGAAUUAUAUUAACAAACAACAUUUCUCUUUUUCCUCCAUCCAGGUUUUUUUUUUUUUUUUACUCAGUUAUAGAUGGUUAUUUUGGCACGUACUGAUAGUUAUUUUGGUUUCAAGCAAUGAAAUAAAUGUUAGUUCUGUGGUACACUGCAUACGUUUAUCAAACUGUUUUUAUUAUUUCAAUAUUAUUUUUGUAAAUAUAAAAAUUUUAUAUCACCCUUAUGUUUAUUUAUUUUUUUAA